AUGACAGCCAAUAUUGGAGCAUUAAAAGAUGUUGCUAAUAGACUUCGUAUAGCAUCUAUUGAAAUGACUUCUGUAGCCAAGUCUGGACAUCCAACUUCAUCAACAUCUGCUGCUGAAAUUGUGGCUACACUUUUCUUUAAUGAAAUGAAAUAUGAAGUUUCUUCACCAAAAGCUCCUUAUUCUGAUCGUUUUGUUCUCUCAAAAGGCCAUGCCUGUCCAGUUCUUUAUGCUGCUUGGGAAGAAGCUGGUCUCCUUUCUCAUGAACAAAUUCUUUCACUUAGAAAAAUUGAUUCUGAUAUUGAAGGCCACCCAACACCAAGACUUAAUUUCAUUGAUGUUGCUACAGGAUCACUUGGACAGGGUCUUUCUAUUGCUGCUGGUAUGGCUUGGGUUGGUAAAUAUAAAGAUAAAGCUUCUUACCGUGUUUAUGCUUUACUUGGUGAUGGAGAAACUGCUGAAGGUUCCAUUUGGGAAGCUGCUUCUUUUGCUAGCACAUACAAAUUAGACAAUUUAGUUACAAUUGUCGAUGUUAACAGACUUGGACAAUCUCAAGAAACUCAAUUGGGACAUGAUGUUGAAACGUAUGCUGCUAGAUUUAGAGCUUUUGGACAUAAUGCAAUCAUUGUUAAUGGUAAUGAUGUUGAAGAACUUCUUAAAGCUUAUGCUAUUGCUAGAAAUACUAAAGAUAAACCAACAGCAAUUAUUGCAAAAACAUUUAAAGGUGCUGGUAUUGAAGGUGUUGAAAAUUUAGAUAAUUGGCAUGGAAAACCAGUACCAAUAGAAAAAAUUGAAGCUAUUAAAGCAAAAUUAACAUCUACACAAAAAGGAACUCUUCCAAUAGCUGCACCAAUAAAAGAUACACCAGAAUUUGAUUUAAAUCUUGGAAAUAUUAAAAUUGCCACACCAUCAUACAAAUUAGGUGAUAAAGUUGCUACUCGUGCUGCCUAUGGAACAGCUCUUGUUAAACUUGGUGAUGCUUCCCCACAUAUUAUUGGUCUUGAUGGUGAUACUAAAAAUUCAACUUUUUCUGAUAAACUUUUAGCUAAAUAUCCAGAACGAUUUGUUGAGUGUUUUAUUGCUGAACAAAAUCUUGUUGGAGUUGGUAUUGGUGUAGGAUGCCGUGGACGUGCUAUUCCAUUUUGUUCUACAUUUGCAGCUUUCUUUACCCGUGCUGCUGAUCAACUUCGUAUGGGAGCUAUUUCUUUUGCUAAUCUUAAAUGUGCUGGUUCACAUGCUGGUAUUUCUAUUGGUGAAGAUGGUCCUUCACAAAUGGCUCUUGAAGAUUUAUCUCUCUUUAGAUCUGUUGCCAAUUCUGUUGUUUUAUAUCCAACUGAUGCUGUUGCAGCUGAACGUGCCGCUGAAUUAGCUGCAAAUAUUCAUGGAAUUGUUUUUAUUAGAACAGGAAGACCAGCACUUCCAGUUAUAUAUAAUAAUGAUGAACCAUUUGCUAUUGGAAAAGCUAAAGUUGUUCGUAAAUCAGACAAAGAUAACAUUGUACUUGUUGGUGCUGGAGUUACUCUUUAUGAAUGUAUUAAAGCUGCUGAUCAACUUGCUACUUCUGGAAUCAAUGCUUGUAUCAUUGAUAUUUUCUCUGUUAAACCAAUUGAUCAAAACACAUUGAUUACAGAAGCAAAACGUUGUGGUGGAAAAGUUAUUACUGUUGAAGAUCAUUAUCAAAGUGGAGGUAUUGGUGAAGCUGUAUCUUCAGCACUUGCAGAUACUGAAAAUGUUAGAGUUCGUUCAAUAUUUGUUAAAGAUAUCCCACGUUCUGGUUCACCAGAUGGGCUUUUAGAUUUAUUUGGAAUUUCUGCUCCACAUAUUGUUAAAGCUGUUAAAAAUUUUAACUAA
This is a messenger RNA of Strongyloides ratti, 1848 nucleotides long. RefSeq names its product Transketolase. The transcript has a single exon. The record is from RefSeq and is a predicted model, not a curated record. Lineage: Eukaryota; Metazoa; Nematoda; Chromadorea; Rhabditida; Strongyloididae. The coding region runs from base 1 to 1848 and encodes 615 amino acids. Gene Ontology annotation, molecular function: transketolase activity; thiamine pyrophosphate binding.